Messenger RNA from Closterium sp. Naga37s-1, 1470 nucleotides. Lineage: Eukaryota; Viridiplantae; Streptophyta; Zygnematophyceae; Desmidiales; Closteriaceae. The record is from the annotation of a GenBank genome assembly.
AUGAUUCCCAUUACCAACCGAGUUAAAUUGGAUGACAGCAGUCAGCUUUGGAACCUCUCCCCUUCUGUGUGGUCGCCUGUAGCGGCGUGGGAGCGGCCCGGGUGCAUUCUCACUCUCGACUCGCGCUACACCCCCCAGGGGGUGCUGGCAGUGGAGGCGGCUGUAGCGCAGCUGCUGAGGGACCUUGGGGUAGAGGCGGAGGGGGUGGGGGGGGAAGGGAUACGGGGAGAGGGGUUCGGGAGGGGAGGGAAAGCAGGAGAAGGGAGAGGGGGGGAGGGUGUAGGGACGGGGGCAGGGGAUGGGGGACAGGUAGGGCGGAGGGGGAAGAUGCUUGAGCGGAGUGAGAGGGAGGUGGAAAGGAAGAGGUUGAGAAGGAGGGCGAGGGAUGGGGAGUGGGGUUGGUACGGAGGAAUGAAGGGGAGACGGUUGAAUGAAGGGGAGGGAGAGGAAGAGGGGCAGGGGAAAGAAGGGGGGCAGAGUAAGGAAGAGGAUCAGGGGAAGGAUGAGGGGCAGGGGAAGGAAGAGGGGCAGGGGAAGGAAGAGGGGCAGGGGAAGGAAGAGGGGCAGGAGAAGGAAGAGGGGCAGAGGGAAGGAGGGAAUCAGAAGGAGACGGAAAAGGAGAGAGGAAAAGGAGGGAAGGGGAUGCCUGAGGCGUGGCGGAGGUUCUAUGGGUUGCUGCCUAAGGUGGUGGAUGCGGACGGGAAUGAGGAUCAGAGGAAGAUGUCUAUAUGGGUGACUCUGGCCGUCAACAUGAUAUACGCGCGGCGGCAUGGGUACCGACUCGUGGUGGAGAAUGGCUCAAAAUACACACCGGAUAGACACCCGGCCUGGUUCAAGGUGCGGAUUCUGCAGGAGCAGCUGGCAUGCUGCUGCCAGUGGGCCUUCUUUGUCGACUCAGACGCCUACAUUCGCAUGAACCACCACCGCCUCUCAGUGGAAGCAUGGAUCCAAGCCAUCAAGCAACCAGACUACUUCAACUGGCUGCUGGAUGCCAAACUGACAGAUUCCUUGGACGGCCAGGUGUGGCUCCCGCAGGACCCCGCCCUGCUGCUACAGCCAGCCACCGCGCGACAGCUGGAGGGACCUGUGGUUCUGAUGCCACGGAAUGGGGACUCGCAAAAUGGGUUUCAUGGGAGCGCCGAUGUGCUAUUUAUGGAGAACCAAGACUAUUGCAAUUCGGGGGUGCUGCUCUUUAGACGGUCACUGGACUCUUUCCAGUUCUUGAAGCAGUGGUACACGAUUCCCGAAUCAGGCGAGCACUAUCGGUACAAUCACGAAUGGGAGCAACCAAAUCUGAACGCCGUAGCUCUAAAGGAGCAGUGGAAGGGGAAGGUGAUAGUGGUCCCGUAUGCGGAGCUCACAGGGCCUAACGGAGCUAUGGUUCGGCAUGUGUGGGGUGGCGUGCCUGAGGGGGCACAUCACAGGGUGUCAAUGGAGGCCUUGGAGGAGAUCAUGGGGUUGCCGCAGUGA